AUAAUAAUUACGUCUGCUCGCUCUGUAGUGCAGAGUCUAGACGUUUGUUUUAAAAUAAAAUAUCAGAAGAGAAUUGGCAGUCUGCGCGUUCGUGGUUCUAAAAUCGUGUGGUGUCUGUGUUGUUUUCAUUCCAUACGCUAUUUUUGUUUUUUGUUGUUUUGUAAAAAAAAAAUCUUAUUGUUGUUGGUGAUUCAUUUGUGUGUGUGUGAGCGUGGUGUUGUUGUUUUACUGACAUGGUGGAUGCCACUUCAAUUUUAUUAUUUGUUGUAACCAUAUUGACGGGAGUGUUCGUUUGGUCGCGUCGUACUUAUGUGUAUUGGCAACGCAGACGUGUCAAGUUUGUGCAACCGAACCAUUUGUUGGGCAACCUUAAGGAUGUAUUGAAAAUGCAAAACUCGUUUGCUUUGCAGCUGCGCGACUACUAUUUCAAUGAACGUUUUACGCGCGAACCUUUGGUGGGCAUCUAUUUGUUCCAUCAGCCGGCUUUGCUGUUGCGCGAUCUUCAACUCGUGCGUCAAGUGUUGAUCGAGGAUUUUGUAAAUUUCUCCCAUCGCUUUUCAAAAUGUGAUGGUCAUCAAGAUAAAAUGGGUGCAAUGAAUUUAUUCUUUGCCCGCAAUCCAGAGUGGCGUGAUAUACGCACGAAACUGUCACCGGUAUUUACUACGGCCAAAAUGAAACAAAUGUUUUCAUUAAUGGAAGAGAUUGGCUACGAUUUGGAAACAUAUUUAGCUAAACUAACCAAAGACAUGAAACACACCGGCGACGGACCCAUAGUGCAAAUCAAAGAUAUCUGUGAUCUCUAUAACACCGAUAUGAUUGCCAGCAUUGCAUUUGGUUUACGCACCUACUCCUUGCGUAACACGAAUCGAGCUCAACUUUGUCAAUAUAGUCAUGAAAUGUUCUUUAUAUCUUAUCGAAGGGCGAUAGACUUGUGUUUGAUAUUUAUCAUGCCCAAGUUGGUGAGAUUUUUGCGUCCCAAACUAUUUACAGCAGAUCAUACGGAUUUUUUGCGCAGUCUAGUUGUUAGCAUGCUGGAAGAUCGUCGCACUAACGGUGGCCUGCGUAAUGAUCUCAUUGAAAUGUUAUUGACAUUCAAAAUGGAGGCAGAACUUAAUAAGGAUAAAUCACAUUUCGCCCAUCAACAAGACUAUCUAGUCGCACAGGCAGCCACCUUUCAAUUGGCUGGUAUACAAACCUGUGCAUCGACGUUGGCGUUUGCCCUGUACGAGCUGGCUCGUCAGCCCAAGCUACAAGAACGUUUGCAUUUAGAGAUAAGAAAGACUAUAGGAGAGGAAGAUCCGCCCACAUCGUUGAAUUUCGAAAAGGUAGAGAAGAUGCCGUACCUGAGUAUGGUGGUGGAGGAGACGUUGCGUAAAUAUCCAGUUGUGCCAUUUUUGGAGAGAGAGUGUACACCGUUGAAUAAGAAGCGUUAUGUGUCAUUUCGUCCACAUGCUGAGUGUAUGGCCAGAAAGGGAAUGCCCGUGUAUAUAUCUAAUUUAGCUUUACAUUAUGAUCCUCAGUAUUGGCCCAAUCCCGAACACUUUGAUCCGGAACGCUUUUCACCGGUUCAAAAACAUUUACACACACCCCUGUCAUAUCUGCCCUUUGGCGCUGGUCCCCAUCAUUGCAUAGCCCAUGUGCUGGCCCAGCUGCAAUUGAAAUUGGGACUGAUACAUUUUCUGAAUCGUCAUCGUGUGGAAUGUUGUGAUAAGACUGUCGAUUGCAUUACGUUUGAUAAACGGUAUGCUCUGCUCACCCAAGAAGGUGGGAUUUACUUAAAACUUGUUGAAAUUUAGUUUGUAAAAAAAAGUUUUUUCUUUUUUUUCUAUUUGUUUUCUUUUUUUCCCCCUCUGUUUAAGUCUUCUAAUGUAAAUUGUAUGUAUAUAAAUUAAUGCUAUUACUUUUUUUAUACAUUGUAUAUAUUUUAAGAAACAAAACAAAUACAGAAAUAUUUUUUUAUAUAAACUGAAGAAUGCAGUGAAUAAA
This is a messenger RNA of Calliphora vicina (urban bluebottle blowfly), 1986 nucleotides long. RefSeq names its product probable cytochrome P450 6v1 (gene Cyp6v1). Gene Ontology annotation, molecular function: heme binding; oxidoreductase activity, acting on paired donors, with incorporation or reduction of molecular oxygen; iron ion binding. Lineage: Eukaryota; Metazoa; Arthropoda; Insecta; Diptera; Calliphoridae. The record is from RefSeq and is a predicted model, not a curated record. The coding region runs from base 234 to 1796 and encodes 520 amino acids. Gene Ontology annotation, biological process: response to DDT; insecticide catabolic process. The transcript is spliced from 4 exons.